AUGGUGGCUCAUGCGUGGUUUACGGCUCCCAAUAUCAUUGUCACUGCACUCCUGGAUGGGCAAGACUGUACAGAUAACCUUGACGAGUGUGGCUUCUUCAACCCCUGCCUCAAUGGCGCCACCUGUUAUGAUCUGGUCAACGCUUUCCACUGCGCAUGUCUUCCUGGUUUCUCUGGUGUCACGUGCUACGUCAAUGUUGAUGAGUGUGGUUCUAACCCCUGCCGGAAUGGAGCUACAUGCCGUGAUCUCAUUUCCGGAUUCGAAUGUGAUUGUAGAGAAGGAUUUUUUGGUCAAACAUGUCAAGAGGACAUCAACGAAUGCGCCUCCAACCCUUGCCAGAGCGGCGGAACGUGUUUGGAGCUCACUUCUGGCGGUUUCCAGUGUGCAUGUUCAAAAUUCACCAGUGGCGCCACAUGUAACCACGUGACAUGGACGACUAUUGAUGGAAGAAUGGCGCCAUUUCCUGUUUCUCUGACAUACAAAAGCGACCAGAUUCAUCACUUUGGGAUAAAUUUAGAAAAUGGCGUCGUGAUGCUUUCAACUUCUAGUGGAAAUGACAAGCCACUGUUAAACGUUGCCGAGGUACUUGAGAAAGGCCAGGCGGAAUUAGAGUUAUCAGUGGUGACUGGGCCAACAACCAUCCAGGUGAAGGUUCUUCUGGGAAAAUGUAGAACUUCCGCCGAUGGCAACUACCGAACUAUCAAAUUCGAUGGAAAAGGAAGUUAUGUCACAGCAUUGGUCGACAGAGCGAAAUUCGCCUUUGGCGAAGAUGGGUCUUUCCGUUUCCGAUCGCGUGAUUUAAAUGGAUAUGUUGCGAAAUUCAUCUUCUACACAGAGAGCAAGCCGACCACGUGGCUGAACUUUGAAAUCGUUGACGGCAUUUUGGUUGUCAAGGGUGACGAUGACGAUGGAAAACCUUUUCCUUUCACCCAAGGAAGCUGGGUUACUAUCUCCUGGCAGCGUGAGGGAAGAGACGUGAUAGUCUCGAUGGGUAACUUUGUGGCCAGGAUCGACACCAACUUUUACCCGUACGCUGACGGUCUCGAUGACAGGAUCAUUCUACAGUUUGGUUCUAUUCUUCAGGGCACUAAUGAUGAAGGACAACCAUUCAAAGGAUGUCUCAGCGAUGUUUAUUUCAACGGACAUCGCUUGCUCCUUGCUGACGGAAAUAACCAAGAUGGGGUCUUCAUUCUGAAAAAAGAUAUGUCACCUGGAUGCCAAGUAGAAGAUGCGUGCGCACCAAAUCCAUGUCCAAGUAAUUCGAAUUGCACUGAUAUUUGGGAUGAUUACCAAUGCUCUUGCACGGACGGUUGGGCAGGAAAGACAUGUGAUGUCAGUGCGGAUGACUGCAGCGGAAACCUUUGUCAAAAUGGGGCGACUUGCAUUGAUCAACACCUUGGCUAUUCAUGCUCCUGUAGAUUUGGAACGGAAGGAACAUACUGUGAACGUCUUGUCAACCUUUGCACGGAGCUGAAGCCAUGUACAGUUCUAACGACCGUCGCAUGUGUGCCUGUAUAUCCUGGUGAUUACACUUGCAAGUGUUCUCCGGGCUGGGGAGGCAAAAACUGUACAGAGAACAUUGAUGAAUGUGCAUGUCGACCUUGUCAGAAUGAUGGCCAUUGCGUUAGCGAAAUCAACGGAUACUCGUGCAACUGUACCGAUGACUAUUUUGGGGACAAUUGCCAAGAAAUAAGUGCAUGCACCAUUAAACCAUGUCGCAAUGGGGCUACCUGCAUCCCUACGGACGGUAAGAAGAAUUACUCAUGCAAAUGUGCAGAGAAUUAUGAGGGAAACGUAUGUCAAACCUUCAACGCCUGUCAGACACACCGAUGUGGACAAAAUGGUUCGUGCAUUCCUGCCCCAGGAGGUCCUGGGUAUCUCUGUAGCUGUAAUAGAGGUAGCUAUGGACAGUAUUGCCAGUUUACCGAUGCUUGUGCUUCUACUCCUUGUAAGAACGGCGCAUCUUGCCAACGCCAAAAGAACGACUUUGAAUGCGUAUGCGGCGACCUCUACACUGGUGAAACCUGCGAAAGCAUCAUUGACCAAUGUGAUAAGUCUCCUUGCAUGAACUCUGGGGCUUGCCAAUUUGAUCUUGCACAACCGGAAGCUGGAGUUACCUGCAUCUGCUUAAAGGGUUUUGGUGGUCCAUUCUGCCAGCAGGACAUAGACGAAUGUGUCUCUUCACCUUGCAAAAAUGGCGGUAGUUGCCUCCAAGGUGACCCAGGAAGAGGUUUUAUUUGCAAGUGCAGAAGUGGUUUUAGUGGAAAAUUCUGUGAGAAUGAUAAGGAUGAGUGUUCUUCGAACCCAUGCAAGAAUGGUGGAACCUGUUCCGAGAUCGUUCCUGGAAGGUUUAGCUGUGCUUGUCCGCCAGGGUUUGGUGGAGGAGUCUGUGAGAGUAUCGUAGCAAAGUGUGUUCCUAGUCCUUGUAAAAAUGGUGCGACUUGUAGCGAAAGCAAUCAGGAGACGGACUUUGUAUGCAAGUGCCCUGAUGGCUAUGUUGGUAUGCUCUGCGAAAGAGAUACAAAUGAAUGCCUCUCAAAUCCCUGUAGAAGUGGUGGUUCUUGUAUCGAGAAUGGCCCAGGACUAGGAUUUGCCUGUAGCUGUGUAGUAGGAUUCGAGGGAACUCUUUGUGAAGUCGAUACAAAGGAAUGCCUUUCAAACCCUUGUAAGAAUGCUGGAACAUGUUAUGAAAUCUCCGGAGGAGGUUUCUUAUGCGCCUGUUCUUCUGGAUUCAAAGGAGAGACCUGUGAGAUAGAUAUUCAAGAGUGUCUUUCAAGCCCUUGCAACAAUGGAGCAUCAUGUUUGGAGAGCAUCGCGGGAGGAUACAAGUGUGCCUGUCCAUAUGGUUUCGAAGGAAUAUUCUGUGAGAAGGAGUCUAAUGCCUGUCUGUCUGACCCAUGCAACAACGGAGCAACUUGCUCCACAAGUGACAGGAGUCCGGGGUUUAUAUGUCUCUGUCCAUUUAGCUUUGAUGGUCAGCUCUGCGAAAACGAAAUCAAAGCUUGUCACUCGAACCCUUGCGAAAACCGCGGCACCUGUUCUGAAAAUCUCUCAGACGAUGGUUUUACUUGCCAGUGUCAGGCUGGUUAUGGCGGCAUGUUAUGUGAUGUUGAUGAGAACGAGUGUCUUUCGAACCCAUGUCAGAAUGGUGCAGUAUGCGUCCAGUCGCCGAGUCCAGCUAGUGGGUUUCUCUGCAUUUGUUCACCUGGUUUUAACGGAGUUUACUGUGAGCAAGAAAUGAAAGCAUGCCUUCUGGAACCUUGUAGAAAUAGUGCACCGUGCUCGGAAAAAGCUAACGAUGAAGGCUUUAGUUGUUUGUGUCCAACUGGAUUUGAGGGGAACUUGUGUGAAGUUGACAUAAAUGAAUGCUUGUCAAAUCCUUGCCAGAAUGGAGGAUCAUGUUCUGAAACUGUAGAUGGAAAUGGUUUCAUCUGCAGUUGUUCUCCUCGGUACAAAGGAAGUCUUUGUGAAAUAGAAAUAAGCGCAUGUCUAUCUAACCCUUGCAAAUCAGGUGGAACAUGUCUGAAAGAAGACCAAGGAGACGGUUUCACAUGCAUUUGUCCAUCAGGAUUGAAGGGAAAUGUCUGCGAAAAACUAACCGAUGAGUGUCUUUCAGAUCCUUGCAAAAAUGAAGGAGAAUGUACCAUCAAUGUACCUGGUGGGGGAUUCAAGUGUAACUGCCCAUCGGAUUUUGAGGGAAUAGUAUGUGAAAAUCAAAUAGAACCAUGUCUCUCGGUGCCCUGCAGGAAUGGGGCAAAAUGUUUGAAGUCAAGCCAGGAUGGUUUCUCCUGUGAAUGCCCACAAGGAUAUGAUGGGAUAGUCUGCGAAAAUCGUGUUGAUCCUUGCAGUUCUGCUCCGUGCAAAAGUGGGGGUAGUUGUUCAGACACUGGCUCUGGUUUCAGCUGUAGUUGUCCUCCAGGAUUUGGAGGGAACUUCUGCGAGGUUGAAUCGGAUGAGUGCGCGUCUAAUCCUUGCCAAAAUGGGGCAGCAUGCAAGGACGAAUCAGCAGCCUACACCUGCGUUUGUCUGAAUGGUUUUGGGGGGAAGAACUGUGAGGAGGAUCGUAGGGGCUGCUCUUCUAACCCCUGCCUCAGUGGGGCAACAUGUGUUGAAGUUGCAGACACGUCGUUCACUUGCGAGUGUAUUGCUGGUUUCUCUGGGAUAUUCUGUGAAGUCAACAAGGAUGACUGUGUCGGUCACAAAUGUGAGAACAACUCGACUUGUAUUGAUGGAGUGAGUACAUAUAGCUGUUCCUGUGGGCCAGGUUUCGGCGGGAUAUACUGCAACAAAAUACGAGAUUCCUGUUUUAGUAGCCCGUGUCAAAACGGGGCCUCCUGCAAAUACCAAGGACGAUGUAGUUGUAAGGAUGUUGUAGAAGACUGUGGUUGGUACGAUGAAAGUUGUCAGAUAGAAAAGUGUACCAAAAGCCCUAAUUGCCAAGUCCAUAAGUAUUCCUUUGAAUGCAAUUGCCAUGACAAUGGUUUCCGUGGUGAUUUAUGUAAUCUUGACAUUGAUGAAUGUCAGCAGACUGUCCAAUGCCUUCAUGGUGGGAUUUGUAAAAACUCACCUGGGUCAUUUCAGUGUGAUUGUGCUGGGACCGGAUACGACGGCAAUCGUUGCCAGGACGAUGUAGACGAAUGCGAACAGUUGCCAUGCCAACAUGGUACUUGUGUUAACACUGAUGGAUCUUUUCGUUGCGAAUGUGAAAGUGGUUACUAUGGCGACCGAUGUACUAAGGAUAUUGACGAUUGCCAAAGUUCACCUUGUAAUAAUGGUGGCAUUUGUAUCAACAUCGUCGGCUCUUUCAGCUGUGAUUGCAGCCGCGUUGGUUACCAAGGAAACCGUUGCCAAAACGACCGUAAUGAAUGUGACACAAACCCUUGUAGAAAUGGCGGAAAAUGCGUCAAUACUGUGGGAUCAUAUUGGUGCGAUUGCGCUGGUGUUGGUUUCUUUGGUAACCAAUGUCAAAAUGACCUUGACGAAUGCGCAAACAUUCCAUGCAAGAAUAGUGGAAAAUGUUCGAAUACGCCUGGAUCCUACAAAUGCGAUUGCAGUGGUACCGGUUUCAUUGGUACCUCUUGUACCGAGGAUGAAAACGAGUGCAGCAAAUUACAAUGUCAAAAUGGCGGUAGUUGUGUGAACUCUCAGGGAGGUUACCUUUGCAUUUGUGACAACACUGGAUACUCAGGGGCCAGCUGUGACGUAGAUGAGAAUGAGUGUCUGCUGUCUCCUUGUAAAAAUGGGGGAACUUGUAAAAACACCCAAGGAUCUUUUAGUUGCGCUUGUGGGGGCACUGGGUACGACGGAGGUAGCUGUAGUGUUGAUGUAAACGAAUGCAAUGAAUCGCCAUGCCUACAUGGAGGAAGAUGCUCGAAUACACUUGGGGCAUUUGAGUGCCUCUGUACAGACACUGGUUACCAGGGUGUGCUUUGUGAAGAUGACAUCGAUGAAUGUGAACUAGGACGUUGCAUAAACGGAGGCACUUGCACGAACGUUCCAGGAUCCUUUCUGUGCGAUUGUACUGGUACUGGUUAUAAUGGUAAUCGUUGCCAGAAGGACGAGGAUGAGUGUCUUGCAACGCCUUGCAAAAAUGGUGGAAAAUGCGUCAAUACGUACGGUGCUUAUUAUUGCAAUUGCAGAGACACUGGUUACAGUGGUGACACAUGUCAUGUGCUUUCUGAUGUAUGUGCAUCAGUGCCAUGCAAAAAUGGCGGAAACUGUAACAACAAAAAUGGCCGAUUUGAAUGUGAUUGCACCGGCUCCGCAGCAGGUUUCCGUGGCGAUUUGUGUGAACUUGAUCAGAACGAAUGCGAAUCCUCACCUUGUAGACAUAAUGGGAAAUGUUUAAACAGCUACGGUAGUUAUGCGUGCGAUUGCAAAGACACUGGUUACCAAGGCAAACACUGUGACCAUGAAAUCGAAGAGUGUGCAGGUGCCCUCUGUCUGAACAUCGGCCGCUGCACGAAUACGGAUGGCGGCUAUCAUUGUAACUGUACAGGCACUGGAUAUGCGGGAGAACGAUGUGAAUCCGAUGUCGACGAAUGUUCGGAAGUCAACGUUAUAUGCCAAAAUGGAGGUACUUGCACCAACUUGCCAGGUACCUACCAGUGUACAUGCCUGUUAAACUGGACAGGAAACAACUGCGAGCAAGACAUUUCAAACCCGUGCGACAACAUCCCCUGCAAGAACAACGGAACUUGCCAAAAUAUCGAAAAUGGCAUCAAGUGCUUUUGUGAGGGUUCCGGUUUCCAUGGUGUUAGAUGCCAGGAUGAUGUGGAUGAGUGCAAAAUCGGAAGUGAUAUCUGUCAAAAUGGCGGCAGAUGCAUCAAUACGAUUGGAAAUUACACAUGCCAGUGUCCUUUACUAUUUACAGGGCCCAAUUGCCAACAUGAAGUCGGAAAACAGUCCGAAGCAGAAGAUGACAAUGACAUCACCGCCGUUUUGGUCGUCAUCUUCAUAACCCUACUUUUUGCCGUUGUGUUUGUUGUGGCAGCAGUGCUUUUGUACCGCCGGAACAGGAAUCUUAAAGGACAGUAUCUACCUUCAGAAGUGGAGAGUCAAUUCACUGCAAAACGGAUGAGGUUUGCCAGAAUGAUUGAUAGCUCAUCAGAAAAAUUGGUGUGAUGUAGCAUUUCUUAUAUGGGUUGCAUCUUGAAUUGUUACUGGCUUCAGUUUCAUCACCCGCCGAACUGUUCUUCCAGUAGGAGUGAAACCAUAAGGUUGCGAUGGGUUGGCCGGGGUUCGAGGUCAGUGUCGUCGUACUUAGAAAAAGGCAAUGAAAAAU
This is a messenger RNA of Lineus longissimus, 6784 nucleotides long. Its product is annotated as neurogenic locus notch homolog protein 1-like. The record is from RefSeq and is a predicted model, not a curated record. NCBI's taxonomy places the organism in Eukaryota, Metazoa, Nemertea, Pilidiophora, Heteronemertea, Lineidae. Bases 1 to 6624 code for a protein of 2207 amino acids. The transcript is spliced from 9 exons. Gene Ontology annotation, molecular function: calcium ion binding.